Molecule: messenger RNA, 658 nt
Organism: Micromonas pusilla CCMP1545
Lineage: Eukaryota; Viridiplantae; Chlorophyta; Mamiellophyceae; Mamiellales; Mamiellaceae
Gene: PSBR
Product: photosystem II PsbR protein, chloroplast precursor
Exons: 3
Coding region: 42-440 (132 amino acids)
Biological process (GO): photosynthesis
Cellular component (GO): photosystem II oxygen evolving complex; photosystem II; thylakoid membrane
Source: RefSeq, a predicted model, not a curated record
CACCCGUCGUCUCACGCGCGCACCUAAACACCUCACACAAAAUGGCUGCUAUCAUGGCUUCCUCUUCCGCCUUCGCCGGCGUGAAGGUCCAGGCUCGCGUCGCCGCGAAGAACACGCGCGCGAAGACCGUCAUCAUGGCGAACUCUUCCGGCCCCAAGCGCGGCACGAAGGCCAAGGGUGGCCAGGCUGGCGUCGGCUACAAGGGUUCCACCGAGGGCGGCUCCGCCCCGAAGACCCGCUCCGGCAAGGCCGGGUACGUCUACAAGCUCGGCCUCCGCAACGGCAAGGCGAACGUCGACGAGUACUCCCCCAUCUACACGCCGGAAGAGUUCAAGACGGACGGCGACAAGUACGAGGGCGACCUCAAGCUCGCCGCCGCCGCGGUCGUCGGUGUCGUCGGGACUGGUGCGCUCGCUAUCCUCCUCACCUCCGCGCUUUAAGCGGUUCGGUGAACGAAGAGAGUGGUGGACGCGUCCGUUCGCACGUCGUGCUAUUAGCUAUAGUUGUUGAGAGAGUCUCGAUGCGGACGACCGUCGAGUUGAAAUAUACGAUUCGAUGAUUCAUAAUACCGAACACCCCGAAACGUGCGUGAACGGACGAAACGAACGAUAUGACGUGAUGUGCGUGUCAUUAACUUGGGCUCCCAAGCCUUGCUUCU